CUUUCAGUUCAUUGACACAACACAACAUUGACGGCUAUUUUUUUUUCUGUCAUCAACCAUCUUCUUCACUUUCUUUUCUUUCCCUUAAUUCUAUUCGAAUAUCAAACAAAUGCCUUCAGAUACUCCCGGUCAAGACGCAUCUGGUGCCCCCGCGGCCAAGGUUGAUUUUACUGCUGCGAUGGCUAAAGUCAAGGCUUUGGCUGCAAAGCUUGGCAACUCAGCUUCUAGUGCCGCCCCACCUGUUGCCACACCUAGUACACAUGCCCCUUUGAAACGUUCUUUUGAAGAUGACUAUAGUAGCCAUGGCCAUGAUGGUCGUGAUGACAACUCAUAUGGCAAAAGGAUGGCAUAUGAUAGUGGUCGAGACUCAACUCCCAUGCAUCGUCCUGGUCUAGGAGCUCAAGUUUCGCACUAUGCUCCUCCUAUGCGUAAUGAGCAUCAAAUCCAAGAGGAAAUGCCUGUGCCAGGAAACCUAGUAGGCUUGAUAAUUGGACGUGGCGGUGAAAACCUCAAGCGAAUUGAACGCGAGACAGGCUGUCGUGUACAGUUCUCACAAGAUGGCAACCCUGGGGACCGUGAACGAUUCGUUAAUAUUUUAGGACAGCCUGCUGGCAUUGUAGACGCAAAGCGCCAGAUUCAAGAAAUUAUUGCCAGUUCUCAGACUGGAGAGCGCCAUGGGGGGGGUGGGUAUACUAGUGGCGGCGGCUAUGGCAAUGGAAACUAUGGUAUAAGUGCAAACGGAAGCUACGGUCGCGGUGGUACCACCGCCACCAUUCAGAUUCCAAGCACCAAGGUCGGUCUUGUCAUUGGACGCGGCGGCGAGACCAUCCGCGAUUUACAGGAUCGUAGUGGAGCACGUAUUGCGGUCACUCCUACGCCCAACGACCAUAACUCCCCUAACAGAACUGUCUCCAUCACUGGAGACGAUAGUGCGAUUGAGCGAGCAAAAGCGCUCGUUGAGGAGAUUGUCAGCGACAUGGCACCUAGAGCUGGUCAUAGUAGUGGAUACCAGACUACACCACCUGUUACUAUAACUGUCCCUCAGGAUGCAAUCGGAUUGGUGAUUGGUCGUGGGGGCGAGACAGUCAAGCAGCUUCAAAUACAGUCUCGUGCUAAGAUCCAGGUACAGCAAGUUGAUCCUGCUAUGCCACCUCCAACAGAUCGCACUAUUAACUUAUAUGGACCCCCCGAGGCAGUUGAAUAUGCCAAACAAUUGAUUAUGGAGAAAGUUGCCGGAGCGGUAAGUUAGAGUACAUUCAUUAUUACACCCUCUUUAUUAUUAUUUUAUUUUCCUUGUUGUUCUCUUCUAUUGGACUAUUUUAUGUAUACUUUUUGAGCUUGUGUCGGGCUUCAUAUACAAAAGACGACUCGUCGCCAGACUCGGACAUGGAUUUAUGGUCUUCGGCACGACAUAAACAGAAAGCGGCUCGACAACCCAUUGAACUGCUCACGAUUUAUCAUUCAUGUGUGAAUGUUGUCUUUGAAUAUUUUUAUACUAUAUUACCUCGCGACGUUACUGGACCGUUUGAUUCUAUUGACGACAUAUUAACAUUCAG
Molecule: messenger RNA, 1556 nt
Organism: Lobosporangium transversale
Lineage: Eukaryota; Fungi; Mortierellomycota; Mortierellomycetes; Mortierellales; Mortierellaceae
Exons: 3
Coding region: 110-1249 (379 amino acids)
Biological process (GO): regulation of gene expression
Cellular component (GO): cytoplasm; nucleus
Molecular function (GO): mRNA binding
Source: RefSeq, a predicted model, not a curated record